UGGCUGAGUCUGUGUUGUGCGCGAGGUGCUGGGAAGCUGCGGCUGGCAGAGCGGCCGCGCCUGUAAUGACUUGAGGAAUUUCUCUAAUGGGAAGAGCUAAGUGGAAGAAGGAUGGUCGACGCCACGUACUGGCUUUAUACUGAUCUCUGACGUGUGCUGCCAGAUGAGGUGCGGCUGAUGUGUGUGAGAAAACGUGGUGGAUUGGAAUGUUGCUGAUUUAAAGGGAAAUCCAGUUUGAAAGAUUAACUCGGGAGCUGGAGGCAGAGCGUCAGAUAGUGGCGACUCAGUUGGAGCGAUGCAAACUGGGGUCUGAGGCAGGUGGCAGUAUGAGCAGCAUCAGUUCAGCCGAUGAGCAGUUUCGCUGGAAUACCCAAGAUGGACAAAAAGACAUCGAGGAUGAGCUAAACACAGGUUUGGAGCUGGUGGAUUCAUGUAUCCGCUCCCUGCAGGAGUCCGGGAUCUUAGAUCAUCAGGAAUACGUCACAACUGAUAGACCGAGUCUGCUCUCUCAGAGCUCACUGCAGCUCAGCUCGAACCCAGAGGGCUCCCUCCAGUACUCCGCCAGCUACCACAGUAAUCAGACCCUGGCCCUGAGCGACUGCUUGUCCGCACCGCAAUCCCAGAAGCCUCAGCCCCCUCCACGCUCCAGCGGCCAGCCCGGAGGAGCCGUGCACAGCUACAACCAGGUGACAUCUAACCGUGCAGCCCAGUUAGCUGCGGGCGACUCCUCUCAGAGCCAUGGCGCUGGCCUGUCCGACUCCCAGCAUUCGUCUGCAGCAUCCGGCCCGGGCCUGUACUACUCCAGCUCUACUCUGCCUGCCCAGCGCAUCAGCUCGCCCCUGAACUCAAUGCAGUCCACAGCGGCCAGCGGAUCCCCAACCAAACUGCAGCGUCUGGGUUCAGCGAGCGAUACACCUGGCUACGCAACCACCCAGCGCCUGCCCUCCUCAUCCUCCUCAGCCUCCCCCAAACCUUCUCCCGGUCGGCUCGCCAAAUCCUACAGCAGCAGCUCACCAAUCAAUGCGGUGGGCAUCGGAGGAUCGCCCGCUACUCACGCUUCAGGCUCUCCUCACCGGUUAGCUUCUCCGCCCAAUAACGCAUCGCCAAUCUAUCAGCAGCUGCAGACCACAGGAGUGGCUUCAUACGCCACGCUUUCACCCACCAAAAGGCUGGUGCAUUCAUCUGAGCAGUACAAGAUAUCCCACGAACUCUACGCAACUGCCACUUUACAGAGACCGGGCAGCCUUGCUGGAUCUCGAGGUUCAUACAGUAAUCAGCACGCACACCUGGGGCCCGAACUGAGGCCCCUGCAGUCUCCCGAGCAUCACAUCGAGCCCAUAUAUGAGGACAGAGUCUACCAGAAAGUCCCCAUGAGGAGCCUAAGCCAGAGCCAGGGAGAAACCCUCCCUCCGGCCCAUACAGGAACAUACAGGAAUAACACAG
Molecule: messenger RNA, 1443 nt
Organism: Danio rerio (zebrafish)
Lineage: Eukaryota; Metazoa; Chordata; Actinopteri; Cypriniformes; Danionidae
Source: RefSeq, a predicted model, not a curated record